This is a messenger RNA of Acanthosepion pharaonis, 1026 nucleotides long. Lineage: Eukaryota; Metazoa; Mollusca; Cephalopoda; Sepiida; Sepiidae. The record is from the annotation of a GenBank genome assembly.
AUGCGGAUUGAAAUCAUUCCUUUUUCUCUCUUUCUUUUUAUUAUUAUCUUUUUGCUGUUUUUCUUUCUUUUUCUUUUUUUCUUUAUCUUUUACUUUCUUUCCAUCAUCUCAGAUUUUACUCUUUCAUUUUUUCAGAAUUUUUAUUUUUUGCUGCUUUUUUUCUAUCUUAGUUUUUCACUGAAUUUAUUCUUAAUUAUUCAUUUGGAUUUUCUUUCAUUCUCUUUCCUGCAAUUUUUCUUUACUUUUAUUUUUUGUGUGCCUUUUUCAUUUAUUUUUCCUGUUUUUGCUAUUUCUUCUUUUCCUCUUUCAUUCGGAAUUGUCAUUCUUGUUUUUAUUUUAUUCCUUCUAUUCUUUUCUUUCAUCAUUUUUCCAAAUUCCAUGCCAUCAGUCCUUAUUCCAUCCUCUUUUUUUUUCUCAUUUUACCUGAUUCUUGAAUUUUUCUUUUAUUCUCUUUCUCUUUUAUCUCUUUUUUCUUUUUCUUUUAUCUCUUCUUUUUCUUUUCUUUUGUCUCUUUUUCUUUUUAUUUUGUCUCUUUUUCUUUUGUCUCUUUCUUUUUAUUUUUCUUUUGUCUCCUUUUUCUUUCUCUUUUUUCUUUUUUGUCUCUUUUUUCUUUUUUGUCUCUUUUUUCUCUUUUUUCUUUUUUGUCUCUUUUUUCUCUUUUUUCUUUUUUGUCUCUUUUUUCUCUUUUUUUUUUUUUUUUCUCUUUUUUCUCUUUUUUCUUUUUUUUUUUUUUUUUUUUUUCUUUUUUUCUCUUUUUUCUUUUUUGUCUCUUUUUUCUCUUUUUUUCUUUUUUUUCUCUUUUUUCUCUUUUUUCUUUUUUGUCUCUUUUUUCUCUUUUUUCUUUUUUUCUCUUUUUUCUUUUUUGUCUCUUUUUUCUCUUUAGUCUCUUUUUUUUCUUUUGUCUCCUUUUUUCUUUUUCUUUUCUUUUAUCUCUUUUUUUCUCUUUCAUUUCUUUUGUCUCUCUUUUUCCCCCUCAUUCUCCCAGUUAACAUCUAUUCAGUUUUCUCUUUUCUCCAUUUGGCCUAA